UCAGGCUGCGCCGGGUCCAGAUUCUUCAUGGGUCCCGUAGGGCCUCCCAUUGUGCUGCCCUCCAUCCCACACUCUGCCAUGUCCCCACUUUCAGGUUCCUCACACUGCGGUGUGUUCCUUUUUUGGUCAGGGGGGUGCUGGCAGUUUACGGGCCCCCCUUUGCUGCUCCCCAGCCCGAAAUUCUCCAGGGGCCCCCUGUACCGCCUCCUCUUGUGCUGCCAGGUCCACAGUGUCUCAUGGGUCCUGUACGGGCCUCCAUGCUGCUGUCUCCAUCGCCACACUCUGCCCAUGUGCCACUUUCAGGUCUCCUCACACUGCUGGUGUGUUCCAUUUUUUGUCAUAGGGUGUGGCAGAUUACGGGCCUCCCAUUGCUGCUGCCAGGCCCGUAAUCUGCCAUGGGCCCCCGUACCGCCUCCUCAUGCUGCUGCCAGGUCCAGAGUCUCUCAUGGGUCCCUGUACGGCCUCCCAUUGCUGCUGUCUCCAUCGCCACACUCUCCAUGUGCCACUUUCAGGUCUCCUCACACUGCUGGUGUGUUCCAUUUUGUC
Molecule: messenger RNA, 546 nt
Organism: Staurois parvus
Lineage: Eukaryota; Metazoa; Chordata; Amphibia; Anura; Ranidae
Source: the annotation of a GenBank genome assembly